Molecule: messenger RNA, 1113 nt
Organism: Lachancea sp. 'fantastica'
Lineage: Eukaryota; Fungi; Ascomycota; Saccharomycetes; Saccharomycetales; Saccharomycetaceae
Source: the annotation of a GenBank genome assembly
AUGACUCUCACUCCUGGUUUUGAUUAUACCGACAAUUCGCACAGACGAUACAACCUUUUGACAGAGUCAUGGGUCUUAGUUUCACCACAUAGAGCUAAAAGACCCUGGCUUGGCCAACAAGAAAAACAGUACGACUCCUCCUGCUCUUUAAGCUACGACUCAGGAUGCUACUUAUGCCCUGGCAACCCCAGGGCUUCUGGCGACGUCAACCCUACAUAUGCAUCAACUUUCAUAUUUCCAAAUGAUUUUUCAGCAGUAAAAGCAGAGCAGCCGCCACUUGAAGCCGAUCCCGAAUCAAGUACGCUGAGAGCCCGGUUAAUCAAAGCCGAGUCUGUGAAAGGCGAGUGUUUCGUUAUAUGUUUCAGCCCACAACACAAUCUGACAAUACCUCUGAUGAAAUGUGAAGCAAUUGAAGAAGUCGUGAAAGCGUGGACCGAUCUUUUCCGCAAAUUGGAGAAAGAAGCAUCUGUACAGCACAAGCCCUAUAGAUAUCUUCAAAUUUUCGAGAAUAAAGGUACGGCGAUGGGCUGUUCAAACCUUCAUCCACAUGGUCAGGCUUGGUGCCUAAGUGCUAUACCAAGCGAGGUGCACCAAGAAUUCGCAGCGUUCGAGAAGUAUAAUCACCAGCACUCGAGCCAUUUGAUGGGUGACUAUGUUCUAAUGGAACUUCAAGAGCGGGAGCGAGUCGUCCUAGAGAAUGAUACGUUUGUCGUCGUUGUACCAUAUUGGGCGGUGUGGCCGUUUGAAACAAUGGUAGUCAGUAAAGCUCAUAUAUGCUCGCUCAAUGAGAUCGAUGACUCCCAAAGAAAGGAUCUAGCCUCUAUAACGAGGCAAUUGACCAUAAAGUACGACAAUUUGUUUGAAACGAGCUUUCCUUAUUCAAUGGGUAUACAUCAGGCUCCCUUAAAUGCAACCCCGGAGGAAAAGGAAAAUUCAUGGUUCCAUAUGCAUUUCUACCCACCACUACUCAGGUCAGCCACAGUAAGGAAAUUUCUGGUAGGAUUCGAGCUUUUAGGCGAACCUCAGAGAGAUUUGACCGCGGAGCAGGCUGCAGAGAGAUUAAGGCAUCUUAAUGCAGAGCACCAUUUUUCAGAGCAAGUUGGCAGAUCUUAA